GCCCAGCGCUGACUCUCGAGUGGCUCAACGUCUCCCCAGCGCGGUCAACGCGCCCGCGCGGCGGCCGCGGCAAAUGCCGAGCUACAAGAACAUUUCCAAGGAUGAGGAGGACGACCUGGAGGAUGCCUAUUUCAGUGAUGAAGACACUGGGCCGGGAUGUGUGGAAACCAAUUUCCCCUCCUUGGCAUGGCUUCAAGGAUCAAGGGAUGGGUUCACAGUGGGCCAAACCACUGCAGCGCAAGUCGCAAGCUGGACCACCUUCUACUCUGCCAUUUGCAUGUAUGUGAACCGCCACAAUUUGGCCGAAAUCGGCCUUGCGCCCUCGACCUUUCUGUGCAAUCUCCUCUUCAUCGUUGGAUCAGAUCUGGGCUCCACCAUGUCAGGGAUUUUCUACGGUGUCAUCGGCUCCUUCUAUGGCCUGUUUACGAACUGGCUCUUCUUGGGAUUCUUCCCUGGAGCGUACCACGGAGAGAACCAUGCCAUCUUCUGGGCUGCCCUGUCGGUGAUCAUCCUGUAUACUUUUAUCUUUCUCUUCGUCAAGGUGAAUGAAACGAUUCGAUUCUGGGCAUUGAUCACCUUCACUGGUGGCUAUGCCAUGAAGUUGAUUGACCCUGCAAGCAAUGGCGAGGCAGGCUCAGGCAAAUUCCAGUUCAAUUUCAAGGGCUACGCUGAGAAUGGCUUCGUCCAGUACUUGUUUGGCGCGCUUUUGGCCGUGAUCAUCUUUCUCGUGCCACCCCGGCUCUCCCUGGACGAAUCCUACAAGCGAGUGGACAGGGUGUCACGCGAUGUGACAAUCCUUCUCAAGCGAUUGAUGACAUACUACUGUCGGAACAUCAAAACUCUCGAGAUCUAUGACAUCAGGGAAGACUUUCAAAGCCUCCAACGGCGCUUGGACGAAGCCAGUGCGCUCGGUGCCAGUUCGUGGUAUGAAAGCUUGGGCAAGAGCAAGCGCCGUGCGAUGACGUUGAAGCUGACAGGUGUUGUCAAGGAGCUGAUGGACUAUGUGGAGCCACUGCUGGAAGUCGUGGUGGACGAGGAUUUUCAAGAAAGUCACACUGUCAUGAUGCAGCAAGUGGGAACUCCGAUGACAAAUGUGGUGGAAGGUACCCUCGAGAUUGUGGAGGAAUUGAUCAGGGGAGCCGAAGAUGGAUCCUUUAAUGAGGAAGAAUCGGACAGGGUUCAGGCGGAGAUUGAUGACAUGCCCAAUCUGGUGACGAAAUUGCAGCGCUCGGUCCAGGAAGCCACAGAUGCAGUGGGCAGAAUGGAAGGACAAAAAGCGGGUGAAAGGAUCCAACCGCAGACCUUGGGGGAGCACUAUGUCGCGCUGACCGUUUGUCGGAUGGCUCAAGUGGUCAUGGACAACGCCAAGCAGGUCAUUGAUUCACAAGGCCUGCCAGCUGGGGAUUGGUCCGAAGAUAUGAAGAAUUCCUGGGGAGUUCUCUUUGACUAUGAGAAAGGAGAUCUGAAGUGGGCUGCCCGCUCCACGGUCUGCCUUUUGGUGAAUUUCCUGGUUGGUUGGCAUGGCUACUGUGAUUGGCAAGCCAUUGAUGAGUUUAAGGAAGGUACACUGGCACAGGAACCAGUAUGCUUGAUCCAGCCCUACUCUGCCGGACUGGCCAGCAUCAACGUGAUCCUGCUUAGUCGCUACAGUGCGGGUACCAUAAAGAAUGCCAUGGACCGAGUGGCGAACGUGGUUUUGGCCAGCGUGGUUGGAACCUUGGGGUACAGCGUCUUGGGUUGGUGCAGCGAUGUCUACAGGGUACUCACUCUUUUCGCCGUAUUCCUGGCCACCUUCAUCUUCAUGUACAUGAAAUAUGAUGGCUCGGGAGACACCGCUGGUAUUGCCCAGCGAUUGGCUGCGAUUGCUGUGUCCAGCUUGAUGAGCAACUGCUCCAACGAUCCUUCGACGGCGGGCACCUACUCCUCCAAGUUCCACGACCUCAGUGACAUUAUCUUUGGUGUUUUGAUCAUGACGAUCUUCGACUUCAUCUUCGGCGAAUCCUCUGCCUCGGAACAGGCGAUCACUGGCAUGACAGACAUGGUGGAAGAGUACCAGCAGGUCUUCAAGGAGUUCUUUGAUCAAGAUGGCAAAAAUCAGAUGACCCAUGAGGAACUCAAAAAGAAAGUGGCCUCCGUGAGCAGCAAAAUCAGCGAGUGUGCCUCUACGGGCAGCAAGGCUUCGAUGGAACCGAGGUUUUGGCGUAUGAGCUUCAAUUCUACGCUCUAUGACAAGAUCAUUUCCACCUACAAAGUUCUCUGCAACGCCUUGGUGAAGACCAGCCGCGUGAUUGAUGACGACAAGGACGUCCUCUUUGACCGUUUGGCUCACUCCGAUGAAGUCAAGCGCCAGAUCAUGUAUCGCGUCCUUGAUGAUACGACGCGGAUGGUUUUGGCGACAAUCAAGCGUGAUCGUGCCUCCAUUCCAAGUCCUUUCUGGUACCAAGAGCAGCAGUUGUCGGACAACGUGCUCACAGAGAAGAUCGUUUCUGAUUUGAACGCCCAGCCACACCUGAAAACCAACGACCGCCCGGAGGAGAUGCCGCUGAAUCCUUCCAGUCGCUGCUGUGCGAUGACCGUGAUGAUUCAGUCUAUGGUGAACGUGCUUUGGUCGGCAGGGAGAUGAAGUGGCAGUCGCUUGAGCUGGGCACCAGCACUGGCCCGAAAGGGUCGCCUGGGAUGCUUCUCUUGCGCCACCACACCACUUGGUCGCGCAAGUGAUUGACAGACUCGGCACCGUGUGGGUGGUGUGGGCACCGUGUGCUGACAUGGUUGACCCUUGGUGGAAAUUGGAUUGAACAGUUCUCAAACAGUUCGACUGGGUUGGUUUGGAGAUUGGACGAGCGCCCUGGAGCUCCCGCGUUUCACGGGCUCUUUGUUCUGCGGUUUGGGGCCGAGGCCUUGCGAUCCCUCCAGAAGGAUUGCGUCAGUCAGAAGUUGAUGGACGGAUGAGGAAGAUUGAACGGACAGGGCGGUAGAGACUGCGAACAUUCUUGUAGAAUUUAAUCAAAAAGUAUGUGGAUGGUUGGGCGCAGGGGUCUGAUAAAAUACAUUCACAUGUAUCAAAAACAACAAGGAGAUCGAAGAUCUCCCCUGUUGACCUCCAGCUCCCUUCUGAAGCAGAAAGCUGGUUGCUUGUGAACAGGAUAUGCUGUGGACGCUGAC
This is a messenger RNA of Durusdinium trenchii, 3162 nucleotides long. NCBI's taxonomy places the organism in Eukaryota, Dinophyceae, Suessiales, Symbiodiniaceae. The record is from the annotation of a GenBank genome assembly.